CCCCACGGACGCGCACAGUCUCCGUCGCCUUCGUUAGCGAGCACCACCAUCGCCUCUCCUCUCCCGAGCCUGCCUUCACGCCGCCAUCGCAACAACUCACGCCGCUGUGCCCACCCGCCUUUGCAGUGCCCCAUUGCAACAUCUCUCUGCCACGAUCUUCACAGUGAGGAAGAGAUUGUGUUUGGGAUGCUCACCUGUGACCUGAAACUGAGAUGAGAGAUGUCUGACGACACAUCACACUCCAUCGCCCGCCUGCCAAGCAUGAUGGAUUGAGAUAUCAUGAGCAGGGGAGAGAUUUGUGCGGAGCCAUUUCUGCCUGAGUAGGUUACGAAGAACUUCGAGUCUGCCAAAUUGUCUAUCAGGCAACGAUAUCUCAGAAUAAAGUAACGAAUAUACUGUUCACAUUGUUGACAGAGGAACCUUCACAGUUUAUCUAACAGAUAUUCCCCGGAUUUUGCUAUAGGAUUAGAGGAGAAGGGCACUGGAGCAUUAACUCAACAAGGUGGUGGUGGCAAUACAUCAGCUUUCCUGAAGUACAGCCUAGGCUUUCUGAGUCGCUUGGUGGCCGGUACUUUGAGGCAACUAAGGCAGUCUCCAUCACAUUCAACUUUUCAGGUUUACCACUUGGGGUUCCUGUAGAUCCUUCACAAGUGUUUGAAUGGGCAACACACUCUGUGAUAUUUGAGACUGAGGGCACAGGCAAGGCUGCAGAGAAUAAAUCAGUUGAAGACAAGAUACCUUGGGUGAUAAAGAGCAGACCCCCAAGGCAGUACAGUAUAAAACACCUGAGGAUGCUAACGACGAACUGGUAUCUUGUUUGAACUCAUCGUCAUCCCCUUAUCAUCAUUUGCAUGCACCACAACAGGAAACUGGUACUCAAGAUCACGAAUAUAAGUACUUGCAAGAUACCUCCAGUCGGGGGAUAUCAAAAAGGUGCAGAUCUAGUAAUUUACCAUGUCAGUGCCGGAAAUAAAGGUCACUGACUCACCCGAAAAUGAGCUCAUGGAUUAUGAAGAGGAUGCAACCAGUAACCAGUCCCAAAGGUCUAGUGAUACCGAGAAGGUCAAGCAAUUCUUCACCACUUCGACCACAGUUCCGCCAGUCAAUCCCAGAUAUUCAGAUCGAAACAGUAGAUACUGAUGACUACCAAAGAGUACCAGAAUAUGAGACUCAAGCACAAUACUCAGACAAUGUUUUUGACGAUUCUCAGAAUGAAGAAUUCUUCAGCAUUGAUGCAAAAGACAGGUCAAGGCGCAAGUCCAAUGAAGAGACUUCAUCAGAUGUCCAGGGAAGAUAUCUCACAGAAGUUCUCAAUACCAAGAGUCGAAGGUCCUUCAGUGACAGUUCACCAGAGAGAUAUGGUCGAAGAAAGUCAGUUGCAGAGCUAACACCUGAGAUGAAAGCCCGCAUUUCUGUGUUUGAAGAAAUAACGGACCUCCAGACAGAUAUGGCUGUUCCCUAGUCACCUGACUGAGGUAGAGGUCAGGAGGGUCAGUGUUGACUAUGGUCAAGAUCAGGAUAUUGAGAUGAGCUCUGAUGAUGUCUUUAGCCCAAGCAACAAAGGCUCUUCCCGACGUUCGUCAGCUCAAGGGGAUGGCCUUGAGAGGCGAAAGUCAAUCAAGGACAAGAUUCUAAAUAUAGAACGAAGGAAAUCCCUCCGAGACGAAUCUGUUGGUAUGCCGGACAAAUAUCUAGAAGUGGAUCCAGCAUCAGGAGGAAAACGAAGUAGAACUUCUGAGGAAGAAAUAUUAGUUACAGAACGCAGGAGGUCAACUGGAGGUGAGCUGUUGGACAUCAAACGCAGAAAGUCAACAAAAGAAGAUAAUCUAGACAAUUUGCAAAGGAGGAAGAGUAAGGACGUAAGUGCAGAAAGGAAGUUAAGCAGAGGCGAAAUCCAAGCUAUAAACCAAAGAAGAUCAUCAACCAAAGAUGAAUUACAAGACAAGGAUAGGAGAAUGAGCAAAGAAGAAAUUAUGACCUCAAAACGUAGAAGAUCAACACGAGCUGAAUUACAAGAAUUAGAAGGAGAAAGACUCAGCAAAGGUGAAAUACAAGAACUCAAGAGGAGGAAGUCAUCCCAUGGUAGUUCUCAUGAUGCAGAUGGUAACAGUCGUCGUGAAAGUGUAAAUUCUGAAGAUCCAAAUAUUCAGGCAGCUCUGAAAGCCCAGCUGGGGACUCUCCUCUUGCUCCCAGAAGCAGCUAAUAUAGAAGACUUAUCUGAUAAUUAUGAAACCUUUAGGGAAACAACAGAAGAAACAGUUACUCCAGAAGUUAUGGCCCGAAGCUUCAGUGAGUUGGAGGCUUCAGGAAGGAAUAGAUGAUGCAGAAUUAGAAGAACAAUA
Penaeus monodon (black tiger shrimp) is the source of this 2342-nucleotide messenger RNA. RefSeq lists its product as uncharacterized. The coding region runs from base 1527 to 2321 and encodes 264 amino acids. The transcript has 2 exons. Lineage: Eukaryota; Metazoa; Arthropoda; Malacostraca; Decapoda; Penaeidae. The record is from RefSeq and is a predicted model, not a curated record.